AUGCAAGUUCAUACAGUCAAUGUGUUGUGCAGUGACAAGUUUCAUGAAUAUAUGAAUGCAACCGAUCCGGCGACUUGUCAAGUUUAUGAAUUCAGGAACACUCAUCCAAUGCCGAUAGGAAUACUUACUACAGAUACAGGAAAGUUGGUGGAAAUAAGAGAAACUAUUACAUUAAACUCUGACGCAUUUUCAAACUCAUUUCACGAAGACUUACAGUUCCAUUUUAAUAACGAGAGAAUUCCCGAGAGAGUCGUUCAUGCGAAAGGAGGUGGUGCGUUUGGCUAUUUUGAAGUAACUCACGAUGUAUCCAAAUUUACAAAAGCUGAUGUCCUUAACGGUGUUGGAAAAAAGACAGAAGUUUUCGUUCGCUUUUCUUCCGCUACAGAGCAACUCGGGGGCAAUGACGCAGCGAGGGAUAUUAAAGGGCUAUCCGUUAAGUUUUACACAAAAGAAGGCAAUUGGGACUUAUUAUGCUUGAGUACUCCGGUUUUCUUCUUUAAAGAUCCUAUUCACUUUCCAAGUUUCUUUCACGCUAUGAAAAGAAAUCCUAAAACGAAUCUGAUUGACUUUUCUAUGCGCUGGGACUUCGUCACCAAGCAACCGGAAUCACUUAAUGGAUUUUUAUACCUUUUAUCUGAUUAUGGAAUACCGAAUGGUUAUAGAAAGAUGGACGCCUUUGCAAUUCAUACGUUUGAAAUAAAUAAUAAACAUGGAGAUAAGUAUUUCGUUAGAUUUAAUUUUAGAACAGAACAGGGAGAAGAAGCUCUUACAUCAGCCGAAGCACGGGCCCAGGACCCAGAUUAUUAUAACAAAGACCUUUAUAAUGCAAUUGAGAAGAAAAACUACCCAAUUUGGAAGUUAGAGAUGGAUGUUAUGACCCUCAAUGACAUCAAACGUGUCGAUUAUGAUCCCUUUGAUGUAACCAGAUUGUGGAAAAAGGGAACUUAUACAACUGUCCCUAUUGGUUGCCUUGUAUUGAAUAAAAACCCAGACAAUUUCUUUAGAACAGUUGAAUUAAGUGCUGGUAACCCAGGUAAUUUAGUACCAGGCAUUCCUGGGCCUCUGGAUAACUUGUUUAGAAGCAGGCGAAUGAUGUAUCGACAAACUCAAGUGCAUCGUUUGAAAGUUAAUCAUAAUAGAAUACGUAUUAACGAGCCUUUGUAUUGGAAAGUCUAUAAUCGUGAUGGUAGGCCUCCAGUUAGAGAAAAUAUGAAGGAUGCUCCAAACUACUAUCCGAAUUCUUAUAAUGGCCCAGUCCCAUAUAUAGAUCCUGCGAGACCGAAGGAAAGAUUCACUAUUUAUGAGAGGAACGCAGUGGAUUUAGAACCCGCAGCAUACUUCUAUAAUCAUUAUCUAUGUGAUGAGGGCCAAAGACAAAGACUAGUUAAUAACACAGCUCAAAGUUUAGUUCCAGUAUCUCCAUAUUUACAACAAAGGGCAUUGCGCUUGUUAAGUUUAACAGAUCCACAAUUGGGAAUUAGGGUAGCAGAAUGUUUAGAAGAGGCAUUGGAAACUCCAACACCUGCGCCUCAUGCUAUUAAGAUUCCCAGGCAUCCUUACGAAGGAAACAAACAUUAUGUACAUUUAUAA
Pararge aegeria (speckled wood butterfly) is the source of this 1590-nucleotide messenger RNA. RefSeq names its product peroxisomal catalase 1-like. The record is from RefSeq and is a predicted model, not a curated record. Gene Ontology annotation, cellular component: cytoplasm; mitochondrion; peroxisome. Gene Ontology annotation, molecular function: catalase activity; heme binding. Gene Ontology annotation, biological process: hydrogen peroxide catabolic process; response to hydrogen peroxide. The coding region runs from base 1 to 1590 and encodes 529 amino acids. The transcript has 3 exons. Lineage: Eukaryota; Metazoa; Arthropoda; Insecta; Lepidoptera; Nymphalidae.